AUGACAACGCAAAUUCGCGAUACGCAGUUCGGUCGGUUCGUACGGCUCCUCUCGCGCAGAAGGGCUUUCCAAUAUCCUGACGAGAUCGAUCCUUCUAUACCCAAGUCGGCGGCCGGGCGAGGCGAUGUUGUAUCAAGAAGUGAAGAGAAAGACGCAGAGCCAAUUUCAGACGGAAUAUCAAGCGGAGAGCGUCUCGAGCAAGGCAAACAUAUCCACCUUGUUGGGUGGUAUGGAGAGAACGAUCCUGAGAAUGCUCAGAAUUGGUCGAGCUACUGGAAGUUGUUCGUCACAUUCCAGAUCUGCUUCAUGAACAUGGCUUUCUACAUGACCAGCUCCAUCUACACUCCAGGUGAAGAGAGUAUCAUGGAGGAAUUCGGCGUUGGUAGCGAGGUCGCCACGUUGGGCUUGUCUCUGUUCACACUGGGAUACGGCACAGGUCCCAUGCUGUGGAGUCCCAUGUCGGAGGUCGCGACAAUCGGCCGCAACGACGUGUACUUCUGGACGUUCCUCUUCUUCGUACUGCUCCAACUCCCCACCGGAUUCGCGGUCAACAUGCCAAUGUUGCUGGUCUUUCGCUUCAUCACGGGGUUUGUUGGCAGUCCCGCCCUGGCUACUGGCGGUGCAACCAUCAGCGACAUGUACGGCCCAGCUGGAAUCGCAAUCGGCAUCUGCAUCUGGGGCUCUUUUGGGAUCUGCGGUCCUGUCUUUGGCCCAAUCCUGGGUGGCUUCGCGGCAGAAGCAGAAGGCUGGCGAUGGACAAUCUGGAUCAUCACUUGGCUGUCUGGCUUCACCACCGUCAUGAUCUUCUUCUUCCUACCAGAGACCAGUGAGGCGCAUAUCUUGUACAAGCGAGCAAAGCGACUGCGGCAAGCGACGGGAGACGAUCGGUUGAGGAGCCAGUCCGAAAUCGAUGCUGCUCAUUUCAAGACUAAGGAUCACCUGCGAGUUCUGGGCAGAGCUUGCACACUGACGUUCUCCGAGCCGAUCGUAUUCUUCCUGGACCUGUACACGGCGCUCCUGUACGGCGUCUUCUUCACCUGGUUUGAGUCCUUUCCAAUCGUUUUCGGUGGAAUAUACGGAUUCAGCAUCGGACUUCAAGGCCUUGUCUUCAUCGGCAUCUUCGUUGGCGGAGUGAUCACACUGCCGCUCUUCAUCCUAUGGAUUCGGCGAGGUCUGAUUCCCAAGUUUGACAAGCCGGACUUCAGACCUGAGAUGGUGUUGCCGCCUACUUUCUUCGGCGCUGUCUUCUUACCGAUAUGCUUGUUCUGGUAUGGAUGGUCGGCCAGGGCGAGCAUCAACUGGAUCAUGCCCGUCAUCGGCUCUGGCUUCUUCACGGUGUCCAUCAUCACGUUAUUCAACCCAGUUCUGAACUAUCUCGGCAUAGCGUAUCCUGCAGUCAGUGCAUCUGUAUUCGCUGGCAAUACGCUGUUUCGGGCGACGUUCGGGGCCAUCUUCCCACUCUUUGCUCGACAGCUGUUCAACACAUUGGGCGUCGGCCCAGGCAACUCGCUCCUCGCUGGCAUUUCGAUAUGUUUCAUCCCGCUCCCAUAUAUCUUCUACCGGUAUGGCCAGCGGCUCCGUGGCAUGAGCAAGAAUGCCAGGCACGAUAUAUGA
Messenger RNA from Zasmidium cellare ATCC 36951, 1614 nucleotides. RefSeq lists its product as uncharacterized. Gene Ontology annotation, biological process: xenobiotic detoxification by transmembrane export across the plasma membrane. The coding region runs from base 1 to 1614 and encodes 537 amino acids. The record is from RefSeq and is a predicted model, not a curated record. The transcript has 5 exons. Lineage: Eukaryota; Fungi; Ascomycota; Dothideomycetes; Mycosphaerellales; Mycosphaerellaceae. Gene Ontology annotation, molecular function: fluconazole transmembrane transporter activity.